This is a messenger RNA of Solea solea (common sole), 6024 nucleotides long. Its product is annotated as neuronal PAS domain-containing protein 3. Gene Ontology annotation, molecular function: protein dimerization activity; RNA polymerase II transcription regulatory region sequence-specific DNA binding; DNA-binding transcription factor activity, RNA polymerase II-specific. Lineage: Eukaryota; Metazoa; Chordata; Actinopteri; Pleuronectiformes; Soleidae. Bases 827 to 3955 code for a protein of 1042 amino acids. Gene Ontology annotation, biological process: regulation of transcription by RNA polymerase II. The transcript is spliced from 12 exons. The record is from RefSeq and is a predicted model, not a curated record.
UCCUCCUCCUGCUGCUGCUGCUGCUGCUCCUGCUGCUGCUGUUGUUUCACAGUAUCAGUGUUUCUGUGACUCCGCUGUGACCGUGGAGCUGCAGCUCAUCACAACUCACUGAGCCUCCGUCUGCACCGGACACGCACGAGGACAGCGCGAGGACACCCCGGGACCCGAUGCCUUUCUCGGAGGGAGAGCCGGCGGCGGCGGUGGUGCCCGCCUGAGACCGAGAGGAAGAGGAGGAGGAGGAGGAGUGAGGGGGAGUGAGGAGCUCCUGCACCGGGAGACGACAGCUCAGACGCGGCUCAGCGUCCGUCUUUGAGCCGGUGAAAUCAUCAUCCCUCUGAUCCACUCAUCCAUCGAUCGUCGGGAGCAGCGGGAGACGGAGGGAGCGCGCGCCCGGAGCGGAGACACCGGAGACAGCGGCGCGGACCAUGAGGACGCGGAUGAUCCGGAGCCGGACUGUGUUUUUCUCUGCGGGAUAAAGAACCCAGAUCACCCGAGAGGAAGAAAACAAAGAAACUAAGAAGAGAAGAAGAAGAAGAAGAAGAAGAAAAACAGGUUGUUUUCACUCAUCGAUCGUCUUCACUUAUUGAUCCAGUGAUCGGUCACUGAUGGCUUUUACGCACCGGGACCAGGAUCCGGAUUAUCCUCAGAGUUCCAUGAGAAGAAAAGGAGAAUAAUAAAAAUAUAAAACAACAACAACAACAAAAAGAAGAAGAAUAUUUUUUCUUAUUAUUAUUUUUUUUAAUUAUUAUUUUGUCUUCUGUUGCUGAAUCAAUAUCUGUAUCGAUCCCACUGAUCAGUGACUGCCACGGACGCACAGCCCGGGACCAUGAUCAGGAUCUUCCCGGAUUUCAGCGUCCAGGUGACGGCCUCAGCUGCCGGAGGAGGAGGAGGCGGCGGCAUGGUGACCGGACCCCCCGUGGGCCGGGUGCCGGUGCCCGGAGCCACGAACGGAAGCCCGCAGAGCGUGCAGGGUCUGAGCGGCUACCAGCAAAGUGACCCCUACUGGGAGCGGCCGGCUAAUGCGGGCAGCUGCUCCGCCGCUCGGCCCAAGACUCUUCACCUGGCCGGCCAGCAGCAUACCUCGUCACCAUGGCUGCAGGCUCUGAGGAAGGAGAAGUCACGUGACGCGGCGCGGUCGCGGCGCGGAAAGGAGAACUUUGAGUUUUACGAGCUGGCCAAGAUGCUGCCGCUGCCGGGCGCCAUCACCAGUCAGCUGGACAAGGCGUCCAUCAUCCGGCUCACCAUCAGCUACCUGAAGAUGAGGGACUUCGCCAACCAGGGAGACCCGCCCUGGAACCUGCGCAUCGAGGGCCCGCCCCCCAACACCUCAGUCAAAGCUAUCGGUACCCAGAGGAGGAGGAGUCCCAGCGCCAUCGCCUCGGACAUCUUUGAGCCUCACCUGGGCAGCCACAUUUUACAGUCUCUGGACGGGUUUGUAUUUGCACUAAACAAGGAAGGACGCUUCCUCUACAUCUCUGAGACUGUGUCCAUCUACCUGGGACUGUCACAGGUGGAGCUGACGGGCAGCAGCUCGUUCGACUACAUCCACCCCGGCGAUCACGUGGAGAUGGCGGAGCAGCUCGGCAUGAAGCUGCCACCGGGUCGAGGGAUGUCUCUGUCCCAGGGAGCCGUCAACGAGGACGGGGCGUCCUCGGCGUCCUCGUCGUCGCACUCAGACACUCCUGAACCAGUGGAGUCCAGCAGUCCCAGUCUCCUGUCCCCCGACAACACCCUGGAACGUUCCUUUUUCAUCCGGAUGAAGUCGACGCUCACAAAGAGGGGCGUUCACAUCAAGUCCUCAGGAUAUAAGGUGAUCCACGUCACGGGGCGUCUUCGUAUCAGAAUGGCUCUGACUCACAGUCGCUCGGUGCCCAAUCAGAUCAUGGGGAUGGUCGUGGUGGCUCACGCUCUGCCGCCGCCCACAAUCAACGAGGUUCGCAUCGACUGCCAAAUGUUCGUCACCCGGGUCAACAUGGACCUGAAGUUCGUCUACUGUGAGAACAGAAUCAGCGACUACAUGGAUCUGACUCCGGUCGACAUCGUGGGGAAAAGAUGUUACCAGUUCAUUCACGCUGAGGACGUGGAGGGAAUCAGACAGUGUCACCUCGACUUGAUAAACAAGGGUCAGUGUGUGACAAAGUAUUACCGGUGGAUCCAGAAGAACAGCGGCUACAUCUGGAUCCAGUCCAGUGCCACCAUCGCCGUCAACGCCAAGAACGCCAGCGAUAAGAAUGUGAUCUGGGUCAACUAUGUCCUCAGUAAUCAAGAGUAUAAAGACACGCCCAUGGACAUCUCCCAGCUGCCAAACCUGCCAGAGAAAACCUCAGAGUCCUCCGAAACCUCCGACUCUGAGUCCGAGUCCAAAGAAAACUCAGACAAUGAGAAGUCUGAGGGGAAACCAGGCCACCAAUCAGAGCGUGGCGAGGACCCCGAGGUGGACAGCAAGCGUCAGCCGCACUGCUCCUCUGAGCCGGACAUGAAGCGUCAGGAGGAGGGAGACAGCUCCAGUAACCCAGAGAGCCAGGACAGCGACGACAGCCUGGAACCUUCAGACGCUGAGGGGGAGGAGCCAGAGGAGGCCAGCGGAGGGGGAGGCGGGGGAGGAGGAGGACCAGGAAGGUUGGCGAGGAUAACAGCACUGGGAGGUUUGGGAGGACUGGGAGGACUGGGUGCCAUCGGAGGACUUGCUAAUCUGAGCGGACUUCAUAUCAAAGUCGAGCACUAUGGAGAGGGAGAAGAUCUUCAGCUUCACAACUCCCAAACGUCUUCAUCAGAGGAGGAGGAGGAGGAGGGGGAGGAGGAGGAGGAGGAGGACGGAGGCCUGCAAAACUGUGAUGGCGCUGACGCUGAAGGAAAGCUCCAGAAGCGACGGAAGAGGAGGAAAGUGCAGAAAUGGGAUGUUUCGCAAAGUAGGAGGCUCCGUCUUUCCUCCCCGCCGCCGAGCCCCGUCGCCAUGGGAGACGACACGCCACUGGCCGACCCCUCCGCUGACUCCUCCCACCUCCUCGCCUCCUCCGGCUCGCCGGACAGUCAAGGAGCGACGUCCUCGGUCCUGAAGAUCAAGACGGAAAUGGCCGAGCCGAUAAACUUCGACAAUGACAGCAGCAUCUGGAACUUUCCGCCCAACCGCGAGAUCUCCAGGAACGAGUCUCCGUUCAGCAUGACGUCCAAACCCGGCACCUUCCCCUCGCCACAGGGCGGCGCCCUCCAGGUGUCCAUCCCCGAUUCUGUUCUCACGCCUCCAGGAACUGAGGGCGGAGCCGGAGUAGUGAGGAAGCCUCCCUACAACGGAAGCUCCGCCCCUUCUUCUGCUUCCAGCGCUGCGAGUCUAGUGCCGCCGUCCAGCGCCUCCUCGGCCGACCCGCUGUCUCCUCCUCUCUCCGCCUCCCCACGGGACAAACAGCAAGCCACUCCCACCACCUCCUCGUCCUCGUCGUCCUCCUCUUCCUCGUCGUCCUCCUCCUCGUCGCUGCUGUACUCCGGCGACCUCGAGGCUCUGCAGCGCCUGCAGGCCGGUAACGUCGUUCUCCCGCUGGUCCACCGGGUGACGGGGACUCUGACCCCCGCCAGCACGCCGGCGCCGCGCGUCUACACCACCGGGACCAUCAGGUACGCGCCGGCGGACGUCACGCUCGCCAUGGCGCAGGGGAACCUCCUCCCCAACGCCGCCAUGAACUUCGUGGACAGCUCGGGUUUCGGCCUCGACCCCAAGACGCCGAUGGAGAUGCUUUACCACCACGUCCACCGGCUCAACAUGACGGCCGCUGCCGCCGCCGCCGGCCCCUUCGUCGGCUCCCCGGCGACGACCGGCGCCAACGGCGGCCUGGGGGGUCAGAUGCCGACUGGGGCCAACGUCUUCACGACGGCGGAGGGACUUUUCUCCACGCUGCCGUUCCCCGUGUACAGCAACGGGAUCCACGGCACGCCGGCCAGUCUGGAGAGGAAGGAGGAUUAACGACCGCACUACUGUGUUCCCCGAUCAACGACUGUGUCAAAGACAACUAAAACACUGUGUUCCCGCCAGGAAGUGACAGGAAGUGACAGGAAGUGACCACAAACGUACUCGAGCACUUUGAAUCUGAGCCACUGAGCUGGUGUUUAAAAGACACAAAGUUUCUAUCUCUCCUCUCUUUCUCUCCAUCCUCUUCUCUUUUCUCCCGUUUCUUGCAAUCAAGCAUUUUUCCUCCCAAACAAAGAAAAAAGAACUCUUCUCCUUCUUCUUCUCCUUCUUCUUCUCCUUCUCCUCCUUCUUCUUCUUCUUGUGAAGAAUUUACUUUUUUUUGCCUCCAGAGAAUUCACGUCGCCUGAAGGAACGAGAGGAAACGUCUUAUGACUCGUCGUCGUCGUCGUCGUUGUGGUCUCGAUGUGAUCGAGGCUUGAAAGAACUUUCCUCCGACAGAAACUAUCAUAAUAAUAAUCUUUUUAAAAACAGGAUUUUGAGGAACGCUUCUGUAAAGACUUUGAUUUCCUCUCUUUUUUUAUGAAACAUUCUAGCUCAGAUUUAAUGGACGACAGAAAACAAACAGAAAAAAAAGCAAUUUCAAACCGGGUAACGACCUGUGAAUUAAAGAAUGUGAAGAAUUCCUCUUUGAUCCAAACGUGACUUCCUCCACGUCUCUUCCUCUCGCUCGUGUCCGUGUGCAUCCACACAUUCAUGGUGCUACGAUCAUCAAACCCUGGCUCAGCCGGCUGACGCGGGGCGUUGACGGACACGCGCUCGCCCUCUUUCUUUUUUUAAAUCCAUCUUUUUUUUGAGGUUUUAAAUCCGUCUUUUUUUUGGAGGUUUUAAAUCCGUCUUUUUUUUUGGAGGUUUUAAAUCCGUCUUUUUUUUUUUGGAGGUUUUAAAUCCAUCUUUUUUUUGGAGGUUUUAAACCCGUCUUUUUUUUUGGAGGUUUUAAACCCGUCUUUUUUUUGGAGGUUUUAAACCCGUCUUUUUUUGGAGGUUUUAAACCCGUCGUUUUUUUUGGAGGUUUUAAAUCCAUUUUUUUUUUUGGAGGUUUUAAAUCCGUCUUUUUUUUGGAGGUUUUAAAUCCGUCUUUUUUUUUUGGAGGUUUUAAACCCGUCUUUUUUUUUGGAGGUUUAAAAUCCGUCUUUUCUUAUUCUGACCUUCAGGAAAGUCAGAACCGCAGCAGGAACCUCUAACGUUGCCCCCCCCCCCCCCCGUGUCACGUCAACCCUUUUUUUCUGUUUCUUCUUCUUUGUGUGAAGCGAGCCACGAGGGGGCGGAGCCGCGGGGGGGUGGAGCCACUCUGCGACUGUGAAUUCUCAGUGAGACUGAGGCUAACGUGCUUUAGCGUCACUAACUUGAAAAAUGAAUGUUGAAAACUCCUCGACCGGCUCCUGUUUGAUAAUUUUAUUUUUCUACAACUGACAUCCUCUUUCCUCCUCCUCUUCCUCCUCCUCCUCCUCCUCGCCGCCGUCGUCUUCUUCCUGAACCAGAAUCACCUCCACGAGAUUUUCCUUAAACAAUCCACUCUCUUCCAUCUCAUCACUGGAUCCUGUGAAUUUUACCACACACACACACACACACACACACACACACCAACAAAGAGAUUGUAAUAAAGACUUUUUCAAUCAACAAGUGCGAGAAAAAAAAACAAAGAACAGAAAACGGACUGUUUUUGUUUGAGGAAGAAAAAAAAAUCACACUCUUUCAUUUUUUGUCUCCUUUGCCAAAAAAAAGAAAGAAUCUCACUGUGAUUCUCGUUCAUUUGUAAACUUUUGUUUUUACUUUCUGGGUAAAAAGAGGAAAAAAGAAGAAAAAGAAAAAGUAAUAAUUAAUAAUAAUGAAACUGACUCCGCCCUCCCGCCAUCUUUAUGUGAUUAAAGCCGUAAAAAAACGUGUAACGAUCCGUGUUUUAUCGUCACUGGCUCUCUCUCUCUCUCUCUCUCCCUCCCUCCCUCCCUCUCCCUCCCUCUCUCUCAGUGUGUGUGUGUGUGUGUGAUUAUAUGCAGUAUAUACUGAGCUACUGUAGCUGUUUUUGUCCUUUGUCUUCUCUGUGCUCUAUCUCUUGUGUGGGGCGA